Capronia epimyces CBS 606.96 is the source of this 3303-nucleotide messenger RNA. RefSeq lists its product as uncharacterized. Lineage: Eukaryota; Fungi; Ascomycota; Eurotiomycetes; Chaetothyriales; Herpotrichiellaceae. Bases 1 to 3303 code for a protein of 1100 amino acids. The transcript has a single exon. The record is from RefSeq and is a predicted model, not a curated record.
AUGGAUGAGAAUCUGGAGGAUCGCAUCCGACGGCACCAGAAGAUCAUGAGGUCAAGAUACUCGAGGUUUUUGAGGAGACGGUCAAUGUGGGAGGGAGAGGAUCACACAGACUGGCCGCGGCACAUUUCAGAUCGGUAUUGGUCUAGCAGAUCUUGUGGCUACAAGCCAUCGGACACGACAAAAUCUUCAGAAGCAAAGCCAACACAGGAAGAGCGCACCGUGGAAGGUUUCCACCGAGAUUUUGACGCAUUCAGAGCAGCUUUUGAUCGGAAUUUCGCAAGAGACCCUUACAGAACGCUCUUUGGGAGGCGAAUGGCAAGCCACCCGUGGAUUACCAAUCCCUCCUGGACUGGAUUCUCCUGGCUAUCGCACCGGGACAAUCUACAUAAGGACGAGGUUGUACAGCCUAGCAAGCCAGACUCAGCGGAUCAUGAGAGCGCUCCUCGAGAAAACGCAAAUAAUGCCACGGUGACGCAUUCGGAGGUAUUAGAAGGGGACAAGAAUGCCAUUACUCCCGUUGAAGAAGACUAUCAAUAUGACCCAAUCUCAAUGAGAAAGGUGCCAAUCAAAAAGCCAGAGGCGGCCGCCGAGGUCGAGCCCGAGCCGAAGAAGUCUUUCCUGGAGAAAUUUUUUGCAGAACACGAUGCUGAUAUCCCUGUCAAAAAGUAUAAGCCACACCAAGGAUCUGGAUAUGGUGCGUCGACUCAAGAAGCUGAGGACUUGGGGUCUGAGGCAAGGGGCGGCAAUAUGCAUCCCCCCUUUGACAGUGGUAGGAAGCAGGAAAUGCGUGAUCUCAUGAAAAGAAUCAAGGGCAACAACCUUGACACCACUGCCCAAUUCACCGAAUCACGCCCCAAUCAGAAGGCUGAAGAAGACUCUGACAAGUUAACUAUUCCAACAGAGGCUCAAGAAUCACCCGAGCUAGAUGACAGCACUCCGUUAUUCUCAGGCACUGCAUAUGCCGACCGAUUUAGCAAUGAAGCCAUCGGUCCAAGCAAGUUAUCCAAUUCGGCUGAAGCAGUAACUCAAGAGGCAUCCCAGGAUGUGAGUUACAUUACAACGGACUCAACCCUUAAGGGCUUUAUCAAACAAUCCUCCAGUCGGCUUGAGCCAGCAUUGGAUCGUAUCCAAGCAAACACCGAUGGAAGAGCGGACGAGGUACCUUUCACGCUACAAACGGCCGUGGAUCGCCAUGCUUCUGCAUUGAAGAAAGAGCUGAAGGAGGCUGAGGAUGCUCCGGCUGGGCCAAAGACUCCGGACUAUCUGGCGGCAAGCACAGAGGAAGAUAUAGACCUCCUAAGGGGCAGCGACGUACGUGCAGCUACAAGAACUGCGAGAGUGACAAAGCAAGAAGCAGAAACACUGAAGAGUGAGGCUAGGGCCAAACUUGAGGCGGACUAUGCAUCUCGACUAGCAGGGGGGAAAGCAGUUGAUGGUCAUGAGGUUGAUGCGUUUGCAAGCAAGCUUACGAAAAGGGUCAAUCAUGUCUGGGAUCAUAUUCGCGAAUACCCACAUGGCAUAGUGGCGAAAACAAUGAAUUCUGUGAACGCUUUCAAUGACAACUACAAGAAAUAUGUGCGACCCGAAGGCACGAAAUCCUUGACCGACAAGCUUGUGUUUCAAGAUCAAUCAUUGAGCAAGUCCCCUUCGAUAUACAAGAACACAGGAAUGCAGACAGAAUCGAAACAGUUGACUCCAUCACAGGAGGUGCUGGAUGCCGACAAGGAAAGGUCUGAACGGACUAUCAAACUGAGAAGGGCAACAAUCGGAGCGAAGGAAGAGGCAGAGGCUCGUGACGUACAAUUGUCUCAAUUGUCUGCUGACAUUCGAGCUGCAUAUGAGGAUGGGUAUGGCACUAUCAACGUCAGCCAUCGGCAGCCGGAACUCACUCCUACCAAAGCUGGCACGGGGGAUUCAGCACCACCUCCCAAGCCUCACCCUCUGCUGAGCGCCAGUGUCAAACCCGGGGUAUCGGUUAAUUCAGUUAUUGACGAACACGUCGGCACCUUUGAGCCCAAACUCGCAGCGCUAGUGGAUAGUGCCAAAGAAGUUCGAUCUCAGCUUCGACAGCUUGAUGAAGAAGUGGAGCAGAUCCGACCUGCUCUCUCUGCCUGUCCACACUUGAGCACCGUUAUCGACGGCACAAAAGAUGUCCGGAGAGAGUUGCACGAAGCUCAUUUGGCCAUUCGAGCAAUCGAAAGCGGGAGACCUGAAACGGUGUGGAAUGCUCUGGAUAAGCCUUGCCCCAACUAUGGCCAGAAGAGAAUCGAUUGGCAGGCGGAGGAGAUGUCGGCAAACAAGGCGGAUCAGUCGGAGGUGGUGGGCGACGGCCAUUCAACAAUGCCUUUAGAAAACAAGGCAUCAUCCUCGGCAGUACUUCCCUCACAAGAACCGAAGAAGGUGCCCGAGCCAGUGUUCACACCUUCUGGUUCACCGGUCUGGAAUGAUGAACAGCCACCUUCAAUUGAGAGUCUGAGAAGGGGGACGUUUGAUUCAAAGUUUAUCAUCCUUGCUUAUAAUCCUUCCACAAGCAAGGUCGAGUUCUCGCCCAUGAACGAGCCGGCAAAGCCAACACACAAAGCAGCCGAUCCCGUUGGGAUCUUGAGCAGACUCAAAAACGCUCCCGAAUUCCUGAGGCACUUUGCGUUGUUGAAGAGGGCAGGCUACUCACUCUUCAACGGUAAAGAAAACAUGCUCAUCUUCAAGAAGAAACAGCCCGAGCAUAGUUCCGGUUCAUCGCCCGCACAAAGGGUGGUGGAGCCGAAGGCCGCCACUGCGACAGCCUCAACCAGUUCUGCCUCUGCUACGAAGACUCGUGCUAACGAAGAGUCGGCAAUUUCAAGUGCCACGGUGCUGGAAGAAAUACCAAAAGAAGUCGAACAGACCGUUGGACCGGCGGGCUCAACAGCGCGCUUCUCUCGCCCGUUAGGCGAUGUAGGCCAAGUUCGGGUGAAGAGGCAAGAAGAGGUGUUUUCCGGCACCAUUCGACCAAAUGCAGCAGCCCAGUCAUCGAGUGCUGAGGAUGAUAGGUUGUCGACGUCCACGCCCAAGCCUGCCUUGGGCACUUCCAACGAACAGAGAGACGGGGUUUGGAAACGGUUCACGCGUAGCUUGAAACAGACGGUCAUGAUCGUUGCAGCUCUCGGUGGCGGUGCCUAUACUAUCGGAUUCAUCGCUGAAGGGAUGGGUGCGGAGACGCAGAAACAGAAAGGCGUUGAAGACACUCAAGCUCGCGGGCCGAGGAAGAGAAUCGUGAUGACAGGUCAGAGACCAGGGAUAUACAGCACCGAGAGCUCAAGGUAA